CAGCAAAUCAAAACAAGUCAAUCCUCCCAAGAUGUUCAAGUUCUUCGCCGUCGCCCUCUUCGCUCUGAUUGCCUGCGUGGCUGGCAAGCCCGGAAUCGUGGCUCCUCUGGCCUACUCCGCUCCUCUGGUGGCUGCUGCUCCGGCGGCUGCUGUCUACAGCCGGGAAUACCACGGAAACUUCGCGGCUCCCUACGUGGCAUCCCCCUACGUGGCCUCUCCCUAUGUGGCUUCUCCCUACGUGGCGUCUCCUUAUGUUGCAUCUCCCUAUGUGGCUGCUCCCUACACCGCUCCUCUGCUCCUGAAGAAGUAGAAAGGACCAUCAAGGCUUUACUGGAUACAAAAGGACAA
Molecule: messenger RNA, 348 nt
Organism: Drosophila rhopaloa
Lineage: Eukaryota; Metazoa; Arthropoda; Insecta; Diptera; Drosophilidae
Exons: 1
Coding region: 32-310 (92 amino acids)
Source: RefSeq, a predicted model, not a curated record